CUCUGACCACGACUCUGACAGUGGCUCAGAAGACGCACAUGACGGUGGUGGGAUUACUAACCUGGAUCAGGAUUCCUCUGACAACAGAUCUGAAAAUGCACAUGAUGUUGAUGACAUUACAAGCCUGCAUGCAGACCCUGAAUCCAAUGAACUACCACCAAAUUUGAGCCAAACAACAGAGUCAUCAAUCUUCAGUUUUGAGGACAGUGUUGAUUUUGGUGUGUUUGAACCACUAUGGCAGUCUUUUACUGACUCUGAAUCCAUUGGCAGUGGAGAAGAAUUUCCCAUGGAAGACAGCACUGAGAAGUCAGUAAAUGAAGAAUCACAUUUGGGAGUAGGCAUUAAUGAAAGGUUUCCUCCAGUAAAUGAUGAGCCACUUUACACAGGCUCACAACUAACCAAAGCUCAGAGUUUUUUACUUAUCCUUUCAUAUGCUUUGAGACACUCACUUACUGGUGUGGCCCUGUCUGAUCUUUUAGAUUUGAUUAAUAUCCACUGUCCAGAAAAUGUUCUAACUUCAAAGCAUCUGUUCUUAAAAGAGCUUAAACCAAUACAAGGUCACCUAGAAUGUCACAUAUACUGUCCCAACUGUGAAUAUUACAUCGGCGACCAAGUCACUGAAGGGCAGUGUUCUGUAUGUAACUCUACAUGGGAUAGAAACAGCUCACUGAAGAAUGGAAAUUUCUUCCUAUACUUACCCAUCCAAACACAACUGGAACAUCUUCUUCAAAGAGAAGAUAUUGCAUCUUGUCUUAAGUCAGGAAAUGGCACAUGUAAUUCAGACGAUUAUGAUGACAUAUGUUGUGGUAAAAUGUAUCAUAAUCUGAACAAAGAUGGCGGCCCACUAGAUAGUCCUCAUGCAUUCUCCUUAACAUUAAAUUGUGAUGGAGUUCCAGUAUUCAAAUCAUCCCAGUAUGGAAUUUGGCCAUUACAAGGGAUGGUAAACGAGCUUCCUUAUCAUGUCCGUAAAGAGAAUGUUUUACUUUUUGGCCUAUGGUUUGGUACUAAAAAGCCAAAUGUUAAUACAUUUUUAAAACCAUUCACAAAAGAGUGUCAGUCAUUGUCAACUGUUGGCUUCAAGUUACACAGCAACAACAUUGUGAAUCAUUGUAGAGUGAUAGCAGCUGUUAUUAUGUGUGAUUCAGUUGCCAGGCCCAUUCUGCAAAACAUGACCCAAUUUAAUGGUAAUUAUGGGUGCAGCCUCUGCCUACAUCCUGGUGAACAAGUUCCAAAGGGAAAUGGAACUGUUAGGGUUUAUCCAUACAAAGAAGUUCCAAAAAGGGAUCAUGCUUCAACCCUAAAUGAUGCAAGGGAGGCUGUGCGUACCACACAAUCUGUGAGGGGCAUUAAAGGGCCCACAUGUCUUGUCAACAUCCCACACUUUGACCUCAUAUCUGGAAUGCCUCCUGACCAUAUGCAUAAUGUACAUCUUGGAGUUGUUCGGCAAAUGACAAGCAUGUGGCUGGAUAGUGAACACCAUGAGGAGCCAUUCUAUAUUGGUAAUCGUGUUCCUGAGCUCGACAAACAACUCUUGAGAAUUAAACCACCUUGCAAUAUCACAAGAGUGCCCCGCUCUUUUCAGCAAAGGAAGUUUUGGAAAGCCAGUGAAUGGCAGAACUGGUUACUUUUUUAUAGCAUCUUUGUGCUAAAGGGAAUACUACCCCAUGCAUUUUACCAGCACUGGUUAAUCCUUGUCACCUUCAUGUUCUUGCUAUGUAAGGACACUGUCACAUCAGAGGGGUUAAAAAGAUGUGAAAAACUAGUUGUUGAGUUUGUCAAACAGUUUGAAACACUGUAUGGAAAGGAAAAUGUGUCAUUUAACGUACAUUUAUGUCUUCAUUUGCCGGACUCUGUGAGAAAUUGGGGACCUUUGUGGGCACAUUCAGGAUAUAUUUUUGAGUCUUUUAAUGGGGAGAUACUGAAGAUGUUUCAUGGCACCCAGUGUGUUCCCUUACAAAUAAUGAAACAAUUCACAUAUAGACAAGUGUUGCCUCUUUUGAAAAACAAUGCACUGAGAAAUGCUGUGCCAAGAUGUAUACAGCUGUAUAACAACUUGACUGGUGAAAAAAAGCUGAAACAGUUUGAAAGAGUAGCAGCUCAAGUUGUGACCCUUGGUUUACACUAUGUACGAAAACUUACUAACGAAGAGAUACUGGCUAUGAGAGAGAAAAUUUCAGUCACCACGGAUACAAUUGUGAAAAUAUUCAGUAGAACUUUCGUCAAAGGAGAACUGUAUUACUCAGAGCAGUUCACUAGAGUAAUGAAAAGGAACAGCUUCACUGUUUUGUUGGAUAAUGGACACAUAAUCACUGUGUAUUAUUACAUUGUGGUAGAGAGACUUGAUGACAGAAAAUGUUUUGCUGUUGGAAGACAGUAUGACAAAUCACACAGUUCAGUGCUAAAUUUAGAAAAUGUAGUUGGCUUGAAAAGAGUGUUACAGGGAAGGAAAAAGGUUUUUGAUGUGAUGCAAUUCAACAGGAAAUGUAUGUUAGUUGAUCUGCCACAUUAUGCCAACCUUUAUGCAUGUAUACCUCCACGUUGCAGUGUGGAGGACUGAAAUGUCAUGUUGAUGAUGAAAUGUCAUGUGGAGGAAUAAAAUGUUGAGGAUGAAAUGUCAUGUGGGGGAAUAAAA
Rhinichthys klamathensis goyatoka is the source of this 2632-nucleotide messenger RNA. RefSeq lists its product as uncharacterized. Bases 287 to 2557 code for a protein of 756 amino acids. The record is from RefSeq and is a predicted model, not a curated record. NCBI's taxonomy places the organism in Eukaryota, Metazoa, Chordata, Actinopteri, Cypriniformes, Leuciscidae. The transcript has 3 exons.